AGUGGAGAGUGUAAGGUGGGGAACGGAUAACGUGAGGCUGUAGGUAUAGGUCCAAAGAAAGUCAGCGAUAGGACGGAGGUUCAUGACGGCAACCAGUGCACUGGGAGAUACGGGCCAGCCUACGUUAGUGUGAACUAAGUGUAAAGAAGGAGCUCAAGUAUGAAAAGGAACUGAGCUGGGAAAAAGAAAAAGGAGUGUAAAAAGAAAGCAAGAAGCUCGCCAAGAAUCAAGAAGUAGCAAAAUACGAAAUAACGGUCAGUGAUUGGAAAAGCCCGAUGUGACGAAUGAGCAAAUGACAAGUAAGAAGAUACAAUGAAAUAAGAUAAGAAAUAAGACCAGCGUAAUUAAUAUGACCAACAAGACAUGAAUUUAUGGCUUUAGGUGAACUAUUAUUUUGGGGAAACGUUUACGGAAGAAGCCUACGGAAAGCUUUGAAUAAAACUCCUAACUUUCAAAUUCUCGUGGCUAAUUCGUAUACUGUUAUUUAGCUUGCGCAGCAUCGGAUCGUGCUCACCAUCAAGCACAACAAAGAGUGCAGCAAGACUGCAGCCUCCAGGACCUAUUGCAUUGCAGCAUAUUACGACGCACGUGUUUUACACAAAGAUAAGCGGUUUCAGCCAGCCACGUGCGCAACACGUUCUUCUGACUCACAGUUGGCAGCUUCUCCGAACUCAGUGAAGGCACGAUGCAAGGUCUGCUAUCUCCUCUUGCCUUCCACACCAAUCUCUUCUCUGCGCGCGCCAAGCCCUGCGGUGACGGCCUGGUCUUCCGCUUACACUACCGCGUCACGUUCGCCCUACUGAUGGCCUGCUGCCUGCUGGUGACGGCCACCCAGUAUAUCGGAGCACCCAUCUCCUGCCUGAGUGACGACUCUCUGCCGCAGAACGUCAUCAACACGUACUGCUACAUCGCCAGCACGUUCACCCUGCCGUCUUCCACCGCGCUGCGGCACGGCUGGAAGGCCGCGCAGCGGCGCCGUGUGGUGCCGGGCAGUGGACCCGAGGAGCGGCGCUACCACAACUACUACAUGUGGGUGCCCUACAUGCUGUUCCUGCAGUCAGUCUCCUUCUACCUGCCGCACUGGAUCUGGAAGGUGGCGCAAACGGACAAAGUGCGCGGAAUACUGCAGGGGCUCAACUACGUAGUAGUUGACGACGAACAACGUCGUAUGAAGGAGGCCCUCAUGGUCAACUACCUGGUCUUCCACUGGGGCUCCCACACAGCCUGGGCCUUCAAGUACGUGCUGUGCGAGACUCUGAACCUGCUAAACACGGUGCUUCAGCUGGUGGUGACCGACUCGUUCCUCGGAGGACAGUUCCUCGGUUACGGACCACGGGUUGUUCAGUACCUGCGGCACGGCGCCGAGGAGGAUGCCGACCCGAUGAAUCAGGUUUUUCCGCGGCUAACCAAGUGCACUUUCUACCGUUUUGGAGCUGGAGGAAGUUUGGAGAGAUUCGACGCUCUCUGCGUCCUCAGUAUCAACGUGGUCAACGACAAGAUCUACCUGACCGUCUGGUUCUGGUACAUCGUUCUCAUUGCACUGGGCAGUUUGCUGUUCGUGUACCGGCUGGCCACCGUAUUCUCGCCAAAGCUGCGCCGUCGUCUGCUGCUGGCUAGGGGGAGUCGGUACGGUGCUGACCCGGCCAUUGAUGACGUCACAAGAAAGUGCGGCUACGGCGACUGGUAUUUGCUGCGCACGUUGAGCCGGAAUAUGAGUGCACCUGUGUUCUCCAGCGUAGUCAGACAGCUAGCUGUUCAAUUGCCGCGAACACGGACAACAAUGGUUGAGGUCAAAGUAUGACGUCAUGCAUAUAGUGGUGGGAGGACUGCGGAUAGUGAUGGAAAGACUGCAAAUAGUGAUGGGUGGACUCGCAUAUAGUGUUGGGAGGAAUUGCAGGCAUAGUGAUGCGUCAAUUUAAAUACGGAGAGGGCGGAUGUCAGUGAUAGUGAUUAUCAGGAGUCACAUAGAGUGAUGGGAGAAGCGACGUUCCAAUUCUAACGUUCCGUGAACGACAUCAGAAUACUAUCACAUUCGCACCUUUGAUUGAUGUGUGUUAUGUCUAAUGACGCAUCUGCAUGCUACAAUGGUUUGAAAGGAAUAUUUAGCCGAUUGCAAGGUUGUUGAAAUAAUAAUGCCUAAUGGCGAGGUGUUACUGAAGCAUAUGUGCGUGUUGUGUAUCUAUGUAUUUUUACUGGCAAAUGUGAGCACUGAUUGGGUGUGUCCAUUAGCAUUGCUACUAUUAGCACCGUUAGAAAACAUUUAGCAAAAUGUUAAGUAUUGUCAUGUAGUUUGCACUAAAUGACGAAAAUUGGACCAUAUUGUGCCCAACUUUCUUCGUUUUUACAGGGUCCAUGAAUACUUACGAUUUGGUAUUUGAAAACUGAAACAUUCUACAAUCAUCAACUAUUUUCAUUCAUCAACUUUAAUAAAAAAACAAGUUAGGAAAUAGUGAAUAGUGAAGAAAUCAAUGUUUACUGGGUUAUCGAAUCAUAAUGCAUGUAUUUAUAACUUAGAUGCCGUGCUUGGUUUUAAGAGCACGCAGAUACAAAAGUGUUGAGAAGACAGCCAAGUAGGUAGGUAGCCUACUGUUAGAUUCGUCACGGCUAACUAUGUCAUGUUAUAACCGCAUCGGCAAAGAACUGGUAAUUAAGUAUCAUCCAAUAUCGACACCUUUUUUCAAACCCCACAUCUGCUCUCCCGUGAAUUUCCGGGAGGCACGAAAGAUCUCCUUUUAAAAGUGUCCAAUCGUCCGAUCCUGAUCAAAUAUGUGUGUUCGUAGGCUGUUCUGGUAUUGCUUUAUCUGCCAAGACAGAAAAACUUGAGAAAAAUCGAGUGAUUGUACCUUUUUUGAAGGUCUCUAACCAACUUGUCUGAACUUCACCGGAGAACAAAUGUGGGGUUUAAAAAAACGUGUCGAUAUCAUGUAGGAUUCUGGACAUCAUACGGUCAACCCCGUCUAUUUGUAUGUGAAUACUGGACAUGGUUCAUGCUUUAGCUGUAUUUUUCUGCUUGACAUGAUGCUAUAGUGCCUUCAUAGCCAUUGUUUAUAAAAAAAUACGCAUUCUUGAAGUGAAAACUCGUGAUCUUUACGCUCAACUGCCAUCACUGAAAUGCCAUCGACUUCAGAGUUGUUCUGUGUGCUUCCAUACAGCCUAAGGUGCUGCUUUUAGGCAAAGUCAGGCGCCAUGUUGGUUCAAUUACGAAUGUAUUGUAUCAUCUAUAUUGUGUUGUAUAUUUACAAUGUAUAUUGUUUGUAGUGAUGUAUGAAUUGGUGAUGUUGGAAUAGGCCCAUAUGCAUCAAUACACGUGUGUCUUUACA
Amphibalanus amphitrite is the source of this 3320-nucleotide messenger RNA. RefSeq names its product innexin inx2-like. Gene Ontology annotation, cellular component: plasma membrane; gap junction. Bases 686 to 1801 code for a protein of 371 amino acids. The transcript has 7 exons. Gene Ontology annotation, biological process: phototransduction. Gene Ontology annotation, molecular function: gap junction channel activity. The record is from RefSeq and is a predicted model, not a curated record. NCBI's taxonomy places the organism in Eukaryota, Metazoa, Arthropoda, Thecostraca, Balanomorpha, Balanidae.